Molecule: messenger RNA, 5419 nt
Organism: Ictalurus furcatus (blue catfish)
Lineage: Eukaryota; Metazoa; Chordata; Actinopteri; Siluriformes; Ictaluridae
Product: mucin-4-like
Exons: 5
Coding region: 1-2319 (772 amino acids)
Biological process (GO): immune response
Cellular component (GO): external side of plasma membrane
Source: RefSeq, a predicted model, not a curated record
AUGCAUGGUAGGAUCUCAGAGUGGAUGAAGAAGGCAGAAGCUGAUGAUCCACUUUACUGGCAGAAAGAGAAGGAGCAUGUGAAGGAUCAACAGGACUCACUCCAAAACAUUGUGACUAGAGUAAUGAAGAGUUUUAAUCAACCUGAAGGAGUUCAUACACUACAGAGGAUGUACGGCUGUGAGCGUAAUGAUAACGGCAACACUAGAAGAUACGAUGAGUAUGGUUAUGAUGGAGAAGAUUUCAUCAGUCUGGAUCUGAAAACUGGAACCUGGACUGCAGCUAAUGAUGAAGCUGAGAACUUCAUAAACGAGUGGGAUCCUACUGGAGAUAAAGCUAAACGGUGGAAGGACUUCCUGCAGAUUGACUGUAUUGAUCAGUUACAGAAGGUUCUGAAUUAUGCCAAGGAAACUCUGGAGAGGAAAGUUCGUCCUACAGCGUCAGUGUUCCAGAAACACUUGUCUUCUCCAGAGGUGGUGUGUCAUGCUACAGGUUUCUUCCCCAAAACAGUGAUGAUCACCUGGCAGAAGGACGGAGAGGACGUGCAUGAGGGCGUGGAUCUCAGAGAGACGUUACCCAACCAGGAUGGAAGCUUCCAGAAGAGAAGCGUUCUGACAGUAUCAGCUGAGGAUCUGCAGAAACACACCUACACCUGCGUGAUUCAGCACAGCAGCUUGGAGAAGGAGAUAGUGCUGCCUGUGAGCGAGCGCCGAAUCCUGAAUCCUGAUAGAAGAACAGGUGGAGGAUCAGGUGGAGGAUCAGAUGAAGAAUCAGGUGGAGGAUCAGGUGGAGCUCCGAUUGGUAUCAUCGUUGGUGUAGUUGUGGCUCUCGUUGUUUUUAUUGCUGGUGUUGCUGGAUUUGUGGUCUGGAAGAAGAAGAACUCUGACUCCACACUUCCACUCUCAGACUCCACAUCUGUUCCACUCUUAGACUACACACCUGUUCCACUCUCAGACUCCACAUCUGUUCCACUCUUAGACUACACACCUGUUCCACUCUCAGACUCCACACCUGUUCCAGUCUCAGACUCGACACCUGUUCCACUCUCAGACUCCACAUCUGUUUCACUCUCAGACUCCACACCUGUUCCACUCUCAGACUCCACAUCUGUUCCACUCUUAGACUACACACCUGUUCCACUCUCAGACUCCACACCUGUUCCAGUCUCAGACUCGACACCUGUUCCACUCUCAGACUCCACAUCUGUUUCACUCUCAGGCUACACACCUGUUUCACUCUCAGACCACACACCUUUUUCACUCUCAGACUCCACACCUGUUCCACUCUCAGACUCCACAUCUGUUUCACUCUCAGGCUACACACCUGUUCCACUCUCAGACUCCACAUCUGUUUCACUCUCAGACCACACACCUUUUUCACUCUCAGACUCCACACCUGUUCCACUCUCAGACUCCACAUCUGUUUCACUCUCAGGCUACACACCUGUUUCACUCUCAGACCACACACCUUUUUCACUCUCAGACUCCACACCUGUUCCACUCUCAGACUCCACAUCUGAUUCACUCUCAGGCUACACACCUGUUUCACUCUCAGACUACACACCUGUUUCACUCUCAGACUCCACAUCUGUUUCACUCUCAGACUCCACAUCUGUUUCACUCUCAGGCUACACACCUGUUCCACUCUCAGACUCCACACCUGUUUCACUCUCAGACUCCACACCUGUUCCACUCUCAGACUCCACACCUGUUUCACUCUCAGACUCCACAUCUGUUUCACUCUCAGACUCCACAUCUGUUUCACUCUCAGACUCCACACCUGUUCCACUCUCAGACUCCACAUCUGUUUCACUCUCAGGCUACACACCUGUUUCACUCUCAGACCACACACCUUUUUCACUCUCAGACUCCACACCUGUUCCACUCUCAGACUCCACAUCUGUUUCACUCUCAGACUCCACAUCUGUUUCACUCUCAGACUACACACCUGUUCAACUCUCAGACUACACACCUGUUUCACUCUCAGACUCCACAUCUGUUUCACUCUCAGACUCCACAUCUGUUUCACUCUCAGACUACACACCUGUUCCACUCUCAGACUCCACACCUGUUUCACUCUCAGACUACACACCUGUUCCACUGUCAGACUCCACACCUGUUCCACUGUCAGACUCCACAUCUGUUUCACUCUCAGACUACACACCUGUUCCACUCUCAGACUCCACAUCUGUUUCACUCUCAGUCUACACACCUGUUCCACUCUCAGACUCCACACCUGUUCCACUCCCAGACUCUACAUCUGUUCCACUCUCAGACUCCACACCCGUUCCAGUCUCAGACAGUGAUAUACAUCUGAAGUGAUGAGUUCCAGUACUGAUGGUUCUGCAUCUGGGGAGGCAGAGUCUGAGGUGUGAAUACAGCUUCACUUCCCACUCUUUCUGUUUAUCAGAACUGACUGAGUUUAGAAAUAGUAGGUGAUUUAUUACUGGGUCUAAAAUGACCAGCUUUAUAUUGUAUAAUUUGAAAAAAAAAUUCCACUAUAUCAGUAGCAAACGUGUGAUUUAUCUUCACCUGUACUGAGAAAAGAACAGAAGUGUAAGGACAGUGAUGAGUUCAUACAUUUCUACAAUCAUCAGCCCUGUAAUUACUGACUCACACUGAUAUGGCAGUGGUGUGGUGGUGGGGGUCUCCUAUGAGUGAUAAACGGUUAACCGCGUUUUGGCACUUUAGUUUUUAAUUUAGUCUUAGUCCUGUGUCAAAUGUCUUUGAUUUAAUAGUUUUAUCAUAUUUAGUCAUCCUUACCCUAAUUUUUGGUUCAGUCAACAAAAACUGUUGAAAUUCUUAACCAUAAGAUUAUAAGAUUAAGAACAGUUAGUGUUUAAUGAACUCAUCUCAUCUUCAUCGUUAAAAAAAGGCUCUUUCACAAUGAGCACGACGCAAUAAAACGAAGUGAAUCACAGAUGAACGAUGCUUUCACACCGAACGCAAAACGAUUGAUCGUCUUCAGCUAAUUCAUGUCUGCACUAUAGGUGGUGCUGACCAAGAAUGCAUUUUACACCUGCACACUAGGUGGCACAACCCACUACCUUUGACCCCUGAGAAUCACUUAAAUGUUGGCGCAGAGCACCACAACACAAACUGUUAAGAAGAAAGUUUUUUUGUGUUUUUCGAACUGGACCAUCGAGCUGUUUAAGUCUGAAUGAAAUAAUGUGAAAUAUAAUAAAUAACAGCAGUGGGACAAAACCCGAGUUUAAUGCCCACGACCAGCACAGUUUUAUUUUCAUGGUGGAAAAAAAGUGUCGCUUUGUCACGCCGCGAAUGAACCACACCCGGUGUGAAUAGCUCCACAGGGAUCUAUUGUUUCGAUACAAGAUCAUCAUCACAUCAAACAUUAAUCACGCUCAGUGUGAAAGGCCCUUAAGAACAAUAAAAAUAAGAAAAUUCACAGUAUAAAAAGAGGUAAUAUAAGUAGUGGAAAGUGACAAGUAAUGAUACUUAUGUUUUGCAUUUAUUUUAAUUACAGAAAGGCUUUAGAAAGUCUGUUAUAAAAGAUAAAGAAAAAACUAUAAUGUAGCAGUUGAAAAGAUAUACGACUAUAAAGUGUGCAACACUGCUGUAUUCACACUGCCAUGUCCGUGUCUAGUCAAGUCCAUAGCCGAGAGUGACAUCACAGUACAUUUAAAGUGCUACAUUUUACAUUUUAACAUUUAUUGUGGCAUAAAUUAAAAUUCAUUAUUCAUAAAUUAGGCUAGCGGUGGUGUAGAGAUGCAUGGGGGAUUUAUUCCCUCCCAAAAACAUGCCAGUAGAUGGACUAAGAUAAAGUGCCUCUUUUUUUUUAAUUCCACAAACUGCAUAUUUACAGUAUCUCAUAUUUUCAUUCUGUUUGUUUAUAUUUUUGGGUUUGUUUUAGAGUCCAGUGGGAUUUAAUGUGGUGUUACAUUUAUAAAUAGUUUUUUUUAACCUUCUUAGAAGUUAAAAACUACAAAACUGUCAGAUAGGCCUGUCACAGUGACUGCUUUUGUUAGACGAUGCAUUGUCCCAGAAAAAAUUAAAGUGAUAGUCACUUUAAGACCAUUUUAAGACGCCGCUAUAACGAUAAUAUAACAGCAAAGUUUUUGUCUUCUGACGAAAAUAUCCUUUAGAUUUAGUCAGUAUUUCAUCCUGUCAUAUUUAAUCAUUUUAGUCAAUCACUCUGAUUAAAACUGCAGUGAAUAUUAGGCAUUUUAGUUGAUGAGAAAACGCAAAAAAAAUAAACUAAAUAUUCACACAUUUUAUAUAUUAAACGUGAAAAACAUGUGCCCUUGUCGUGAACCUGAUCUUCUGAAAUAUUCCAGUGAGGUCACUACUGUAAUACAAUAUUGUGAAUUCUUGCUUUAGUUCUUCGUUGUGUGUUUUAGUGCGUUGUUACAGAAAUUGUUCUACCUCGUACCCUCACUGAAGUUCAACUUUACUUGUGAAUUUGUGUAAUUUUGUGCAGAAGUGUGUUGUAAUAUUAUGUUCAUCUUGUGUAAAUGUCUGAUUAAUAUAGGAUGUGUUUAGGAGAGUUAAUUAACCUGCUAGUAAAGCGCUUCAGUUUCCCGUGUUAGUGUUCAUUCACUGUUCUUCACCUCACGCAGCGGCUCAAUCCCCAACACGAUUUAGUCAUUAGUAUCUUGUGUGUCGUUUUUUUUCAAAAAUGUUUUAAUUAAAAUCGAUGCUAGUGUUUGCUACAAAUCUUAAAUUUGUUUUGUUUUUUAAACAGUUUUGAAUCUGCAUUUUUAUCUACAAUUUGACGAAUAUUCGAAGUCCAGAUUUUACUUGAACAGCCCUAGAGCAGACGAGAGUGUCACGAUUCCCCCUUUGAAGCAGCGUGCUCGAAGCGCGAAUGCGCGAGCACCUGCCUUUCCGCUGUUGACCGUAGGGACAUCGGGACACGUGGGUUUUGUUUAUGUUUGUCAUGUCUCCACCCUGUUCCGUCAUUGGCUGGGAAGUCACGUGUGUCCGGAUUACCCUCAGCUGUUAGCAGUUGCGAGGGUAAUCAUGUCCGCAUAUAUACCGCGCGCUUCCCAGCACACAACGCGGAAGAUUAAGUAAGUAAGUAAUACGAAGUGAAUGUUUAGCGUUAGUGUAAUUCGUGUCAUAGUCAUAGUCAUAGUCAUAGUCAUAGUCAUAGUCAGUUCGUGCUGGAUAUCCGCUUCCAGUUAAUUGUCUUAGUUCGUGUCUUGUUUUGUGUAACGACCUAGAUUCCUGCCUUGCCCAGUGUAUGCCUGUUUGCCAAUCGCCUGACCUCUUGCAUGUUUAUGGAUUACGUCUUGGAUCAUGUUUCGGAUUUGUCUGCCUGUCUGUCGUCAAAAUUAACACUGUUCACUGUGCAUCCGCCUUAUCUCUGCUCCGUCACGAUUUGUGACAGAAUCUUCCGCCUAAACAUGGAUGCAGCAGGAGAACGGAGGAGACGCGGAACCCGGAAGCCGACGCCAACCGU